Molecule: messenger RNA, 2316 nt
Organism: Gadus morhua (Atlantic cod)
Lineage: Eukaryota; Metazoa; Chordata; Actinopteri; Gadiformes; Gadidae
Gene: znf410
Product: zinc finger protein 410
Exons: 12
Coding region: 482-1831 (449 amino acids)
Biological process (GO): regulation of transcription by RNA polymerase II
Cellular component (GO): chromatin; PcG protein complex; transcription regulator complex
Molecular function (GO): DNA-binding transcription factor activity, RNA polymerase II-specific; RNA polymerase II cis-regulatory region sequence-specific DNA binding
Source: RefSeq, a predicted model, not a curated record
ACACACACGGAAGUGGUAUCAAAUGUGGACCUUCAGGAUCUCCGUAGAACAAUUUUUGUCGACUGGUGUUUUGGUAAAUGUAUGUUUUGUAUGUUGAAGUUAAACAAUUCAAGGUAAGCCGUCCACGCGUUAUUUAAUCUAUUGAUGGUAUCGAUCUAGACACUGGUUUCACACGGGUUCGAAGCGAGGAGGUGUUGGUUCUAGUUCAGGUUUGGACAGCAGCAAGCUACCAUCUUACCGGUGGGCUAACCACACUGGUGGGGCUGAUAAUCAACUAAAACCAGAUCUCUGGAGAGCGGAAUCCAGCCUGCUUUGGACAGCUGACACUAUGUUAUGCGCGGUUUUUGAAUGGCAAUAUCUCGACUCGAAACUAUGCAUUUAGAACGAGACCCUGUACAUCCCUCACACAUGACCCACUGAGAAGCUAUAUCCAGAGCCAUAACUCUGCAGGAGAAACUUGGGCUUUCACAAAGUGUGACCCAUGCUUUCUGAUGAGCUCGACUCCAAACCCGAGCUGCUGGUGCAGUUUGUACAGAACGCGUCCAUCCCAUUGGUCCAAGGUCUGGAGGACUCAGAAUCCAAGCACUGCCUUUCCCUGUUGGCGCCCACUGAGGUCUCUCUGUGUGGCCCACUGGAGCUCACAGAUGGCCGCCUCAGCCACGAACCCGUGCGGUCCCCCACGCUGUCCGACUUCGGGGCCGCGUCGGGGCAGGGGCCCCUGGGGGUCCAUAGUCCCUUGGGGGUCCGGUCCCACGGCUCCCAGAGUCCCCCUCCCAUCCUCCACGAGCUCCAGCAGUCGGACACCCCGUCCUACGUGCUGCUGAAUCUCGCUAAAGGCCUCUCGGCCUCCUCUGAGCCGCUCAUCUUCUCGGCGGACGGGGCGGGCGAGGAGGACGACGAGGGCGUGUCGUCGGGGGACUACGGCAUCGACGGCAGCGCCCCCUGGUACCUGCGGGUGCAGGAGCUGGCCCACGACAGCCUGAUCGCCGCCACGCGUGCCCAGCUGGCCCGGGACGCCAAGGCCAGCCAGGAGGCCAGGGCCGCCGACGUCUUUCACAGCGACCACGCGCACAGCUUCGCGUCGGACGAGGAUCAGCGGGAGGCGACGUCGCCCCGGCCCCCCCGCCCGUCGCUCUCCAAGCAGAUGCUGCGCUGCUCGUUCGAGGGCUGCUGCCGCACCUUCACCUGGCCGGCGCACCUCAAGUACCACCUCAAGACCCACAGGAACGACCGGACGUUCCGGUGCGGCGCGGAGGGCUGUGGGAAGAGCUUCUACGUGCUGCAGCGGCUGCAGGUCCACCAGCGCACCCACAGCGGGGACAAGCCCUUCAUCUGCAAGGACUGCGGCAAGAAGUUCAGCACGGCCGGCAACCUGAAGAACCACCGCCGCACGCACACCGGGGAGAAGCCGUUCCUGUGUGAAGCAGAUGGCUGCGGGCGGUCCUUCGCCGAGUACUCCAGCCUCCGGAAGCAUAUGCUCGUGCACUCAGGUGAGAAGCCCCAUCAGUGUGGGAUCUGUGGGAAGAUGUUCUCCCAGUCGGGGAGCCGGAACGUCCACAUGCGGAAGAGACACGGCGAAGAAGGGCCCCCCUGUGAAGGAACGGAAACAGGCGAGGCGCUGACCCACAGUAGCCUGCUGGAGGCUGACAGCGAGACCAGCAACGGCAUGGUCACCAUGACGACUGCGACGUCGGGGAACCUCCAUCACCACGCCAUGCUGAGAGCUCAAGGCUCCGCAGACUCCGUGGUGGUUCUGACCCAACCACAUGACUUGGUGACCAUGACAACGGCGGGGCAUCCAUACCCCGAAGAUGUGGUCGCGUUGCUAUAGAUAGUGGGGACGGGGGAUGGGGCUCUUUCUUCGUUAUUUUUCUAUCCUCGAGAAUUCCCCUAACGGUUUACCGCCCACUUGUCUUUGCAAACAGGACUGGACUAAAUGAAUAAAUCUAUAUUUUUUGUAAAUAUGCUAAAUAACUCAUGGCUGUAGAUAUUUGUAACUCACCUGACCUGGUGGUGUUUUUUUGGUUGUUGUUUUUUGGUGCAAAGGAAGAAGUGUGAAUGCAAGAAGUUUAUACAACCGAUUUUUCCUCAAGUUCAGAUUUUUGUUUUUCUUCAAAGACUCCCCAAAGAUAGACUGGACACGGAUGUAGUAGCCAUGACUGCUCUUUAUGAGGACUCUGUCGUGCUCGUUGGACAUUUUCAGUACACAGAGGUCCACUGAACCAAUGUUUUUUAUUUUUUACAACAACAACUUUAAAUGCAUCAUUGCUCCGGAACGACUUUCAAUAAAGGGGUAUCUGUUGCAAAAGAACGCCA